This is a messenger RNA of Caenorhabditis briggsae, 222 nucleotides long. The transcript has 4 exons. The record is from RefSeq and is a predicted model, not a curated record. The coding region runs from base 1 to 222 and encodes 73 amino acids. Lineage: Eukaryota; Metazoa; Nematoda; Chromadorea; Rhabditida; Rhabditidae.
AUGAUCCAAAAUCUCCGUUACAUGAACAUUUUGAGAAUUCCUAAAAAAGAAGCAGCCCUCGAUCCAUCUGCUGAUAGAAUUUGGACAAUUGGACAAAUUAUUUAUCAAAGACACCACGACUUCAAUCGAUCUUCGCCUCUAAAACAUAGUCAGGACAAUGGAAGUUUCGACUACAUCGAUAUGGUAUCACAAAACUCGCUCAUUUUGGACAGAAUGUGUUAA